AUGCCCUCCCAGCCAAAGUCCAUGAACGUGUACGCUCGAUGGCGACCGUUGCCUCACUCUGACGCCAGAGACAGCGAGAUAUCGCAUCGCGCAUCGUCCAUUACCCCCGAGUCCCUUCUCUCGGUAUCAGUCACAAGCUCUACCUCAUCUUCCAAAGAGGGCGAGUGGAAGAGCUCUCCAGCCUUCACCGCCGUUCUCGGUCCUGGUGAUGACAAUGCCAAAACUUACGAGACCAUCGUCGCACCAGCCAUCCCCAAUGUUCUGCAAGGGGGAAGCUGCAGUUUCUUCGCCUACGGCCACUCUGGAAGUGGGAAAACACACACGAUUGUUGGGUACGACUACGAGGAUAGCAAGCAGCUCGGCCUGUGUCUUGCAGCUGCGAGGCAAUUAUUCGACGCCCUAGAGCCCCUAAACCAUCACCUGCCAAUUUUGAAACGGCUGGGCCUCGGGUUCAGUCUGUUUGAACUCAGGAAGAAUACAGCUUUUGAUCUCCUGAAUGGGCGCGCCGAGUGUCACAUUCGAGAGGGCUACGACGGCAAGACACAUAUUCGCGGCGAGACGGAGAAGCUCGAGGGGGGAAAGGUCCGAGUUCGGCCCAUCGUAAAGCGCCCCUGCUGGGAUUUUGACAACUUGCGCCGGGAGCUGAUCCAGGCAAUGGGAAAGCGUGUGGUCGGUUCGUCCAGCGUCCAUGACCUGAGCUCUCGCACUCACGCCGUCUUGGAGCUGGAGAUUAUCAACCAGGAGCUGGUGGAUGCGAGAGAGGUCGUUGUCCAGCGACAGUCGGAGCUUGUUCCAGUAGGAAAGCGGGCCGAUGAUAUCUUGAUCGAAGAGCAAAUGAAGGCCGUCGUCAGGGCACCCGAUGGGAGUUGGAAGCCGAACCCGGAUUACCAAGUAGACCAAGUGCGCGUCGAUGAAGCUCUAGCCGAGAAGGCUGCGUGUGAAGCACGCAUUGCAGAUGCGGAGAAGUGCGUCGAUUCUGCGCUCGACUCGUCCUCGUCUCUAUGUUUGGGCGCCAAAAUCGUCUUCGUAGAUCUCGCAGGCGCCGAGUACCAUACCGAGAAGAGUUCCAAGAUGCCGCUGCUGAAACAGACACCCAAAGAGCGCCAAGAGGGUCGCCAGAUCAACACGGAUUUACUGGCAUUGAAGGAGGUCAUGAGGGCCUGGUCAACCAGCCAGACGCGGAUCCCUUUUAGGUCAUCGCCGUUGACCAUGGUGCUGCGUGAACAUUUUGUCCGGUCAGCUGAGAAAGGAAGCUCGUCGAUGAUUGUGACCGUGUCACCAGAGAGGGGGCAGUAUGCUGCGACAUUGAACUCUUUGAAAUACGGGAGCCUGGUGGGAGCGGUCAAGGCGUGA
Molecule: messenger RNA, 1353 nt
Organism: Clonostachys rhizophaga
Lineage: Eukaryota; Fungi; Ascomycota; Sordariomycetes; Hypocreales; Bionectriaceae
Source: the annotation of a GenBank genome assembly